Molecule: messenger RNA, 1686 nt
Organism: Prunus persica (peach)
Lineage: Eukaryota; Viridiplantae; Streptophyta; Magnoliopsida; Rosales; Rosaceae
Product: xyloglucan endotransglucosylase/hydrolase protein 22
Exons: 3
Coding region: 746-1600 (284 amino acids)
Biological process (GO): xyloglucan metabolic process; cell wall biogenesis
Cellular component (GO): apoplast; cell wall
Molecular function (GO): hydrolase activity, hydrolyzing O-glycosyl compounds; xyloglucan:xyloglucosyl transferase activity
Source: RefSeq, a predicted model, not a curated record
GGUGAAAAGAACCCCAUCAAAGAGUGAAAUAGAACGUUAAACCGUAAACUCUCAAGCAGUGGGAGGGGCCCUGGGCUCUGACGGCGUGCCUGUAGGCUAAACCUCUCUAAUAUUCUUUAAUUUGAAAACUACUUGCAUAAUAUAUUCAUUUACUUAUCUGCAAGGAACUAAUUUAGGUUUGUGCUAGGGGAGGAAGAACCUGCUAGUAGUGUGGUGAGUAAUUCGACCAAAAUCAGUAGGCUGGGCAGCUUGCCAAAUAAAAAUCUGAACCCCAAAGACAAAAAUAAAAAAUAAAAACUGGUCAAAAAGCUCUCAAAGCGUGUUAUCUAGUGAAGGUUGCAUGGUUUGUGCACUUGUGUGACAUGCACAUUUUCACACAUCAAAACAAGGACUAGUCUCAUUCCUUGCCACCUGUGUCCACCUAUUCCUCUCUACCUCACUACUUGGCACCCUGGGAUUAUUAUCUCCUUCCUUCCUCCACCUCUCUCUCUCUCUCUCUCUCUCUCUCUCUCUCUCUCUCUCUCUCUCUCUGCAAAACCAUGCCUCCCAAAUCUCACCAACUCACCAAAAUUUUACACCUUCGUAAGUCUUUCUUGCCCCGCCACUAUACUUACUUCUCUUGCUCUCUUACCCAUUAUUCAAAGCAUUUAUAGGAUUUCUGCUCCCUCCCAACCAAACCAAUAUCCAAUCAAAUUAGAAAUAUAACUAAACCCUAAAUUAGUCAGUGGCUUCGUUUUGUUUUCCAAUGUUGUUAAUGUUGCUAUUGGUUAGUUCCAUUUUGGUUUGCUAUGCUGGAAACUUGAACGGAGAUUUCGACAUUACAUGGGGAGAUGGCCGUGGAAAAAUACUCAACAACGGUCAGCUCCUAACCUUGUCACUCGACAGAGCCUCUGGCUCAGGCUUCCAAUCCAAGCACGAGUAUCUCUUUGGAAAAAUUGACAUGCAGAUCAAGCUUGUCCCUGGAAACUCUGCUGGCACUGUCACUACCUACUAUCUAUCAUCAAAAAGGUCAACAUGGGAUGAGAUUGAUUUGGAGUUCUUGGGGAAUCUGAGCGGUGAUCCUUACAUUCUUCACACCAAUAUAUAUACCCAAGGCAAAGGCGAUAGAGAGCAACAAUUCUACCUCUGGUUCGACCCCACCUCUAAUUUUCAUACCUACUCUAUCCUCUGGAAUCCCCAACGCAUCAUAUUAUCUGUUGAUGGCACACCCAUUAGAGAGUUCAAGAACCUAGAGGCAUCCAUUGGAGUUCCUUUCCCAAAGAGCCAACCAAUGAGGAUUUUCUCUAGCCUCUGGAAUGCUGAUGACUGGGCAACAAGAGGAGGGCUGGUCAAGACAGAUUGGUCACAAGCUCCAUUCACAGCCUCCUAUCAAAACUUCAACGCCAAUGCUUGCGUAUGGUCUUCUGGUGCAUCUUCUUGUAGCUCAUCAUCAUCUUCGACGUCAAGACCUACCAGUAAAUCGUGGCUCAAAGAAGUUCUUGAUACCUCAAAGCAAGAGAGGCUCAAGUGGGUCCAAAAGAAUUACAUGAUCUAUAACUAUUGUAUAGAUAUAAAGCGCUUCCCACAAGGCCUCCCUCCUGAAUGUAGAAUAAAACUCUAGAUGGAUGUAAUAAAAUAAGAAUUAUUUACGUUAACACCUCUGUGAUUUCACAUUACUUUCACAAAAACCCAUACCAUUAAUUUUCC